AUGUCCAUCUACUCAGACCCGCCGGCGCUGCGAGACUUUUCGCAGGACAAGCCUUCGCUGCUGGUCUGCUGGUGGGCCACCAUCUUCUGCGCCCUCAUGAUCCUGUUGCGAAUCGUCGGCCGCUUCAUCCGAACCGAAAAGCUCUUUGCCGAAGACAAAUUCGCCGCAGUUGCCUUGAUUCCCUUGUUUCUGCGCAUGGGAUGCGUCCACUUUAUCCUCGUCAAUGGAACUAACAAUGCCGACUUCACCGGAGUCACCCUCACUCCCGAAGAACUCCGAAAGAAAUCCAUAGCCAGCGGCCUGGUGCUUCUCAGCCGUGUUCUCUACGCCGCGACCCUAUGGAUUCUCAAGGGCACAAUACUCGAGUUUCUAAAACGAAUCGCCGAAAGCACCUGGCAGCGAACCCAUCACUACACCCUCAUCGCCAUCCGAUGCUCCCUCGGCCUCACCUUCAUCGCCGUUGUCAUUAGCGAUCUCGCCGAGUGCAACCCCUUUAGACAUUACUGGCAAGUCUUGCCUGACCCGGGUGGUCAGUGUCGCCAAGGCUAUGUCCAGCUCAUCACCAUGGCCGCCUGCAACAUCCUCACCGACCUGAUGCUCGUCAUCUUUCCCAUCCCCAUCAUUGUCCAGAGCAACAUGCAGUUUCGCAGGAAGCUGCAGCUCCUCAUUCUAUUUUCUCUCAGCUUGUCCGUUGUGGCAGUCACCAUCUACAGAGUUCCGCACACCAUGGACGUCAACGGCCGACAACAGUACCGGUCUCUGCUUGCUUCCGUCGAGUUGAUUUUCGCAACUGCAGCCGCAAAUGCCCUCGUUUUGGGCUCCUUUGUCCGAGAUCGAGGUGUCAAGAAGCAGAAGCCCAGACGAACUUCCACCGCUGCCGAGUCGUUUGAACGGAGCGCCACCGUUCGAAGGCCAACUAUCCAUCGGCAGUGGGGCAGCGACGAAGAUUUGGUCAGAGACCUUGGCUUGACCGUCGAGCCCGAACUUCGGGAGCAACAAGAUAGCCCGUCAUCUGAUCUGUACGCGCCAAUUAGACAAAUGCGUUCUGUCGAGCAUGAAUCCGAACAGUGGCAUAAUCAACAGGAGGAGGAACAUGAGCAAGCAGAUAGCGCACAUAGCGCAGAUAGCGCCCCGGAAAGCGCAAAGGCAAGCCAAGACCUGCUGAUAUACAAGACCGAAUCCCGGACCGAAUCCCAGCACGAGUCAAGGAAACUCUCCUUAUUUGAUGUCGGCGGCCUCCUUGAAGAUGGUCCUGGUACGAGCAGCGGGAGCUACCGAAGAGGCAGCAGCUUUACUUCCUCUUCCAUGGAAGCCAGCACCUCCCAAACUGCCCCCCCGGCGUCUAGAAAGGCCAGCGUAAACGGUGUCCGGCGUGGAUCAACUGCGCUGCUACAAGAUCUGGGCGGACUUCUAGGUCCCCUGAACUCAAAGUCGUCAGUGCGGUCAAAACACCGAACCGGAACCGAGCUGCAGCCAAUCCAACAAUCUCACCAAGAGCAUCAUGCCUCCCAAAAUGAAGGCUCUGAUCUUGUUCUCAAUGACCCUGGUGGCCUCUUGCGAUUGUGA
Molecule: messenger RNA, 1566 nt
Organism: Trichoderma asperellum CBS 433.97
Lineage: Eukaryota; Fungi; Ascomycota; Sordariomycetes; Hypocreales; Hypocreaceae
Source: RefSeq, a predicted model, not a curated record